GCCCUUCGCCCCCCGGACCAGGGUUUCCAUGCCAACGGAAGGCCCUAACCCGGCCCAGUGUCCCCCUCAGUUAAGCGAAUGAAGGCGAGCCCACCCCUCACCUUCACCGUAAUCGACGUCGAUCGGGUACAUAGAGACCCCCGCAAAAGGCCGGGGCGUCAAGCGCGGGGAGAUGGAGAAGGGGAGAGGGGCAAGCACCAGGCUAGUUGGCCCGUCGACAGGAGACGGGAAGAUGAGCAGCUCGGAGGAGGUGUCCUGGAUUUCCUGGUUCUGUGGUCUCCGUGGCAACGAGUUCUUUUGUGAGGUGGAUGAAGAUUACAUCCAAGACAAGUUCAACCUGACCGGCCUCAACGAGCAGGUGCCGCACUAUCGCCAGGCGCUGGACAUGAUCCUGGACCUGGAGCCCGACGAGGAGCUGGAGGACAAUCCAAACCAGAGCGACCUGAUCGAGCAGGCGGCCGAGAUGUUGUACGGCCUGAUCCACGCCCGUUACAUCCUCACAAACCGCGGCAUCGCCCAGAUGCUGGAGAAAUACCAACAAGGAGAUUUUGGGUACUGCCCCCGGGUGUACUGCGAGAACCAGCCCAUGCUACCCAUCGGCCUGUCGGACAUUCCCGGCGAAGCCAUGGUGAAGCUCUACUGUCCCAAGUGCAUGGACGUGUACACGCCCAAGUCCUCCCGGCACCACCACACGGACGGGGCCUACUUCGGCACAGGUUUCCCCCACAUGCUCUUCAUGGUGCACCCCGAAUACCGGCCCAAGCGGCCCGCCAACCAGUUCGUGCCCAGGCUCUACGGGUUCAAAAUCCACCCCAUGGCCUAUCAGCUUCAGCUCCAGGCCGCCAGCAACUUCAAGAGCCCCGUCAAGACCAUCCGCUGAGCCCUUCCGCCCCCUCCCCCCGCGGCCCCCACCCUGGGUUGUGCGUGCUUUUCUCCCCACAUCCCUCACCCCCAGCCCUGGUUUUUAGUUUAAGUUAAAAGAGAAGUCAUUAUUGUGUCCAGAAACUAUGGAAUAAAAUGGCAAAAAAGGUU
This is a messenger RNA of Tachyglossus aculeatus (Australian echidna), 1032 nucleotides long. It is a transcript of the gene CSNK2B, whose product is annotated as casein kinase 2 beta. Gene Ontology annotation, molecular function: protein kinase regulator activity. Lineage: Eukaryota; Metazoa; Chordata; Mammalia; Monotremata; Tachyglossidae. The record is from RefSeq and is a predicted model, not a curated record. Gene Ontology annotation, cellular component: protein kinase CK2 complex; cytoplasm. The coding region runs from base 173 to 880 and encodes 235 amino acids. The transcript has 7 exons.